AUGUACGUCGAAGGCAUCGACGUGUUCGAUUAUCUGCCUGCGCGCUGGCCAGGUUCUUUCACGCAUGUUAAGAGGGUAGCACUGCAGAUGAGCGAUAAAGAUCACAAGGGAAGUUUGCCACAGAGCGAAAGGCGCCCAGAGACCGAACGAGUCAAAGAGACUGGCUUUCUUCAAGCUUGCAGUUCCGAGAGUUCGGUAAUAAACGUCAUCGUAUCAUCGAAAAUGACCACCGCAGAGCUCGUAACAGUAACGCUGCACCUACAAUUUUGUGCUGUUGCGACAGUUUAUUUGCAUAACAUGAAUAGCAAGUACGGUGCUACUACUACGCCUGGAAUUCUUUGCACGAAGAAACAUCCCUCCCCCAAAAUAUCUGCAGUUGCCUUCCGGCGGGUCAUACGGGUCACGUCCUAUGUACUCGAUGUACUCCGUCCUGCCGAUCUCAACAAUAUCCGAUACGGCGCUCAAAUGGAAUUCAAUAAUGCCUUUUUCCUCUGUCCUGGGACUCCCAUCUUCUUUGUUCUUGCCAACGAAAGCUUUGUACGCGACAAACACCUCCCUCGUCCAUUCACCAUCCUCGGAAGUUUCAUCUAG
Guyanagaster necrorhizus is the source of this 591-nucleotide messenger RNA. RefSeq lists its product as uncharacterized. The coding region runs from base 1 to 591 and encodes 196 amino acids. The record is from RefSeq and is a predicted model, not a curated record. NCBI's taxonomy places the organism in Eukaryota, Fungi, Basidiomycota, Agaricomycetes, Agaricales, Physalacriaceae. The transcript is spliced from 3 exons.